Molecule: messenger RNA, 2700 nt
Organism: Nerophis lumbriciformis (worm pipefish)
Lineage: Eukaryota; Metazoa; Chordata; Actinopteri; Syngnathiformes; Syngnathidae
Source: RefSeq, a predicted model, not a curated record
GUUGUGACAGCCAUGUCUCUGGAGAUGGAAAAGACCAUCACCAAGCUGCUGUACGACUUCCAGAGGAACUCGACCUCUGAUGACGACUCUGGUUGCGCUUUGGAGGAAUACGCAUGGGUCCCCCCCGGCCUCAGUCCGGAACAAGUGCAUCAGUAUUACAAUUCCUUACCUGAAGAGAAGGUGCCAUACAUUAACAGCCCUGGUGAGAAAUACCGUAUCAAACAACUGCUUCAUCAAUUGCCACCGCACGACAAUGAGGUGCGCUAUUGUAACUCCCUGGAUGAGGAAGAAAAAAGAGAACUUAAACUGUUCAGCAACCAACGCAAGAAGGACAACCUGGGCAGAGGCACUGUCCGUCCUUUCCCACUGACCAUUAAUGGGGCCAUUUGUGAAAAGUGCGGUGGUCAGAUAAAAGGAGGCGACAUUGUGGUGUUUGCCGCCAGGGCGACACACGGAAAGUGGUGGCACCCAAAUUGCUUUGUAUGCUGUAUGUGUGAGGAAAUGUUGGUGGAUCUCAUCUACUUCUACCAGGAUGGCAAGCUCUACUGUGGCCGGCACCACGCCGAGCGACUGAAGCCACGCUGCUGCGCCUGCGAUGAGAUCAUCUUUGCUGAUGAGUGCACUGAGGCAGAGGGCCGACACUGGCACAUGAAGCACUUCUGCUGCUUCGAAUGUGAGACCACCCUCGGUGGCCAACGCUACAUAAUGAAGGAUGGACGGCCACACUGCUGCAACUGCUUCGAAUCUCUUUAUGCAGAGUACUGUGAUGCAUGUGGAGAACAUAUAGGCAUUGACCAAGGCCAGAUGACCUACGAUGGACAGCACUGGCACGCCACUGAAGAAUGUUUUUGUUGUGCUCAUUGCAAGCAUUCUCUGCUUGGCCGUCCCUUUCUGCCAAAGCAGGGACAGAUCUUUUGCUCACGGUCCUGCAGCGCUGGACAGGACCCAGAUGAGUCCGAUUCGUCAGACUCUGCUUUCCAGAGCGCCCGAUCUCGUGAGUCUCGACACAGCACCAAGAUCGGUAAAAAGGAGCGCAGAAAUGCUGAGCAGGAGCGGAGGAGCUUAGAUGCCCGCCAAUCAGCUCCACCCCCGAUGCCUGACCGACUGUCAUCUGAAAUUGAUCCACUGACUGUUCAGAUGGACCGUUUAAGUGUAUCAGCUAGCCAGACUCCAAGCAGGACACCUAACCGCACUCCCAGCCGUACUCCUAGCCGCACUCCAAGUCGUGCUCCAAGCCUUAACCAGGUGUGGAUGAGCCGAGAUGACCCUUAUGUCCCUGGUUCCUUUGAUGCCACCCAGCGAGAAUCUUCUCCUACACAGCCAUCUCUUCAUCUUCUGGGUCCCUGUAACGCCAGACAAGUCUACAAUCCCAAUUCAAAUGUUCAUGCUCCAGCCCAGAGCCCUGUAAACCCAGGAAAAAGGCCUGAUUCCUGGGGUAAAGAACAAGGCAAUGCAAAGAGGACGCCCAUGGCUGCCCUAAGGGGACACUCUUUCAAUGAUAACUGGAUCCACCACGGCCAAGAUGAGUUUAGGCCCAAUAAGUUACGCACACAAAUGAGUUUCAAUGAGAUGUCAAGCCAGAACCAAGGAUUUUCUGACAAGAGGAGCAUUAGCCUGCAUGGAUUCCAGCGAGACGGCAGGCCCCCACUCACCCGAAGGAACCCCAUCAACGCCAUGAGCUUCAAUGAGCCGCUGACUCCACUUGAACAGACACCUCGUGGCUCCACGGACUCCCUGACUGUGUCAAAUGCUACAGGCAACUCUCUCGAUGGGGUCAGCAAGCGUCAGGAGAAUUUGUCCAGGUUCUCCAUGCCUGACUUGAGCAAGGAUUCAGGUGUAAAUGUAUCUGAAAAGAGUAAUAUGGGAACACUGAGCUCCUCAGUCCAGUUCCACAGCACAGAGUCUUUGUCCUCCUCUCGUCUCUUUAACAACAACUUGUACACUCCACACAGAGUGGGAUACCCACUGCAGUACUGGGAUGGACCGCAGCCACUUGGUUUUGAUAGCAAAGGUCGUGUCGGUGUAAUGGGCAGCAGCGGUAACUUACGGAUGGCACCCAUGAGUGACAGAAUGCCCCGUCGACUUAUUAACGGGCAGGAAGUUGCAUCCCAGAAACAACAGCCCCAACCAAGACGUCGCAAACACCAUCGGGGAACCGGGCAACACCGCAGCGGCCGCCACCACAAACGCUCCCGUCGAUCUCGCUCUGACAACGCCCUGCACCUGGUGGCGGACCGACCUACUCAAAUGGUGGAGCUGCCGUACCAUCGCGUCCAGGAGGAUUACGAUCGCUUCCCCUCUGGCCACGCCUCCCGGGAGUUGUUUGGGCUGGAGCCAGGUGGAUGCCGACAGCAAGCCCACCGUCCAUGUCCCCGCACCACUUCUGAUCUCACACUCCAAAAUGCUGGCUGGCAACCCACCGGGUUGGGCGGACCAUGCUGGGGAGAUGCAUACAUGGAAGCUGCCGACCCGUGGUGCUCCAGCUGCUCCUCUUCCUCUGAAUCUGUGGAGAACGAGGGCUAUUUCAUGGGCGAACCAAUUCCUCGGCCCGUUCAGCUGUGCUACAUCAACAACGAGGAGCUACGACAUCGCUACAGCCCCUCUGGAAUGGCUGGCCACCACGCACCUCUGCACGGCCCUAUUCCUGCCCAGCUGCAUGCCCGUCAGAGGAGGAAGAGCAAAAACUGUAUUAUAUCAUAA